Molecule: messenger RNA, 10558 nt
Organism: Homarus americanus (American lobster)
Lineage: Eukaryota; Metazoa; Arthropoda; Malacostraca; Decapoda; Nephropidae
Exons: 19
Coding region: 342-6659 (2105 amino acids)
Biological process (GO): regulation of transcription by RNA polymerase II
Cellular component (GO): chromosome; nucleus
Molecular function (GO): RNA polymerase II transcription regulatory region sequence-specific DNA binding; chromatin insulator sequence binding; DNA-binding transcription factor activity, RNA polymerase II-specific
Source: RefSeq, a predicted model, not a curated record
AACCAAUGGACGCAUUGCCAUUUUUGACAGCGUUGAUCUGUUUCUGUGACGUGAUGUAAUUUGUGCUUCCGAAGACUUAAAUGACAUCAGAAUUGAUAAUUUAUGAGGAAAAUGAAGAAAGAAUAUUAUACAAAAAUAUCGGAUAAUGAAGGAAAUCAUAUAUCGUGUUGUUGUUCAGUGGUUGGUACAACUGCUGCUAAUUUAUAGUAUUUUGUGAUUGUUUAAUGAGCUAAAGGUGGAUUUUAUUGUCAUAAAUACACAUUUGAGUCCCUUUGGGGUCUUAGGACAGAUGGCAGUGAGAGGGAAGACUUAGGAGUAAGAGAACCCAAACAGUUGCACUCAUGAAGAAGAGGCAGCGCAGCAAGAGGAAAAAAAGCAUGGAAAAGAAACAGGCACAGGAACAAAUUUUAGAGCGAGAAGCAGAGAUUGUCGUGAAGAGGGAAGAACUAGAAGAAGAAGAAGAAGAAGAGAAGGAGAACCCUGUGGAGGAGGCAAAGUCAGCAAAGGUAGUGGUGAUAAAACAGGAAAAGGAGGAGGAGGAAGAUGAAGAAGGAGAGAGAGAAGCAUCGCCGCCACCGUCGACCUCCACGGUGCCGCAGGAGGCUGUCGUGGCUCAGUUGAACCAGCUACAACAGACGGUAGUUUCUCACAUUCUACAGUACCAGGCGGGAGUUAUGGCUCAGUUUCAGCAGCUUCAGCAGCAGAUGUUAUCACAGUUAAGCUCCAACACCACCACCAUGCCCCAGAUCACCAUCACCCCCCAGGUCAAGAAUGAACGCAAGCGCCCAGCCUCUAGUAUGAGCAACAACAGUGAAAAUCGUGAAGAGUCUGGUCAAGUUGGAGAGAUGCAUUUCAAGCGCAAGCGGACCGCAUUCAAUGAAAAGCAGUAUAAAGUGCUGGAGACAACAUUUGAACACAACAACUUUCCUGAGCCCAUUGACCAACACUGCAUUGCUCUGCGGAUCAAAACUCCUUACCGCAGCAUCAAGAUGUGGUUUCAGAAUAGACGAGCUAGUAUCCGGAAGCGCCUGUCACCAAAGGAAAAAGGUGCAUCCCCGGGAGACAACAAAGUUAUCAAGAACGCCAGUGAUCCUGACGCUCGUUGGUACUGUACUCUCUGCCCAUCUACAUUUAUUGCAAAAAAGUUUUUAGACAGCCAUAAAGAGGCACAUGAACGAGAGACCUUGUACUGCCCUCACUGCAACAUGGGGUUCACACAUCGGGUCUUACUUGACACUCACAAGAUAUCCAAGUGCAGCUCCAAGACGGGUGUUGACCUGACUCACCUCGAAGAUGAAUGCGGAGACAACAGUGACCUCCAGGGAAAGAGAAACAUUAAAAAAAUUAGAAAGGACUCGGCAAUCAACCAACAAAACUCUGCAACCCAACUCCAGGCUGCCUUACCUCUCUUACUGCUGCAGAGGUUACAGAAACAACAGCAGCAGCAGCAAGAAUCUCCAUCAUCUCCUCCACCGCUAAUAGAUCCUACAACACUCUCACAGUUACAAGAUAACCCCUUAAUAAUAAAACAGCAGCAACAGCGAUUGAUGCAGCAGUUGCUCUUGGCACAACUUCAACAAGCACAGAAGGUCAAGUUAAAAUCAAAAGAUUCAGAGAAAGAAGCAAAGGAAAUGCAAGAAGAAGCCGAUCAAACAGAAAAAGAAAAUGAGCCAGAAGAAAAACAACAAAAUGAAGAAGAUGAAGAAAAUGAGAUGCAACAGCUGCAGUUACAACUCCAGCAACAGAUACAGCAACAGCUCCUAUUACAGCACCAGACACAACAACAAGAAGAAGCAGAAGAACCAAAGGGAUCACUUACUCUCGGAGGUUUAACAAUAUUCCCCGUGCCGGCGUCGAGCUCGGAGGAAAAUAAAGUCAGGGUGAAGAAAGAGGUGAAGGAUCCUGCCCUAGAGAAGCAGCCCUCCACACUGCAAGACCAAAUCACCGCCAUACUUCAAAGCCAUGGUCUCAAGUCUACAUGGAAAACACCUACUGGAAUCAAACCUGACCCAGAUGCUGCCUCAGAAGCAUUCAGAGAGAGAGAGUCUAUGCAAGAACAGAUAGAGGCCAUUCUCCGACACCAGGAAGAACAGCGACGGAAGAUAGAGAAGAAUAAUGAGGCUGACGCAACAGAUGACACAGAUUUAAACAACAUGAAACGGCACCGUAGAAGAACGACGGUAUUUAAUGAGGUUCAGCUGCGGACCUUAUACUUACACUUCACGUACUGUAAUUUCCCCGAUCCUUCCAUGUUUAAGAUCAUUGGGCACUUGACCAAACUGGAACCACAGGUGAUUAAGAUAUGGUUUCAAAAUGAACGAUCCAGACAGAGAAAGCGAGCCACUCAUAUUGUGGAUGAAGUUAACUCCAAGGAAAAGCCAUACAAGUGCCGAGACUGUGGGAUGUCCUUUGCCAUGUUGACAUUUUUAGUGAAGCACAGCAUGCGCCACAAUGGGGACACAGACCAGGAUGCUUCAGUACGUACCUGCCCUCUCUGCCUGCAGAAGUGGAACAAGGAAGUGUUCGCAUCACACCUCAAAAGCCGACACAACGUAAAUUUAAGUCUUGUCGACGAGAAGAUGGGAGGGGCCUUAAUGUGUUACCUGUGUGAAGAGACUUUUUCUGAUCAAGAAAGUUUGAUGAUCCACAAACAUAAACAUUUGAAGGAUGACUAUGGGGAUCCCCCACAGUGUUCUGAAUGCAAGACAACAUUUGUUAAUGCCAUCUGUUUAGAAGCUCACAUGGAAACCCAUAGACACCAUGAAUGGAAUUAUAAGUGUAAUCUCUGUGGUGCAAUUUUUCUUGACAAGAUACUACUAACAUCUCACAGGAUGGGUCAUGGUGUUCCUUUAGCACCUGUAAGUACUAUUGACAGAUCAAGAAGUCAGCUGCAGCACACGUCCGUGAGAGCGAUACACGCUCGGGCAAGAAAGACUGUGGCGUCUGCCAUAACAAGUCUCAACAACUCUCCUGAAAACAUCGAAGCUACAUCAGAGACUGACUCCGUAAAAUCAGAGUGUAGUGUCCCAAGUAACACCCCUGUGUCCAGUCCAUCUACUCACAAGACUUCAAUAACACCCACUUCAACUUUUACUGCAAUAGUGUCGCCACCAAUAUUACCGGGAACACCGCCCUGCACAGCAGUCACCUCUUCCUCACUUAGCAACUUGCCGUUUAAUUCCUCUUCAGGGCCUGUCAGCUAUGUCAAGUUGAUACCGGUACAACUUGUUCCAGUUAAUUCCAUCAACAACACACAGAUGGGUCAGAAAACUACCAGCUUCACCACUGUGACCUCUGGAGGCAUCACCACCCCAACCACCACCUUCAUCUCUGUCCCGGUAUCGUUGAAGGGCUCAACAGAAACUAACCCCAUCCUCAACUAUCUUCUGGAAGCAACCUCACCUCCACCUGCUAAAGUGGUGGACAACAAGCCUCAUACUAAGAAACAAAAAAAUAAGACCCUACCCAAUCUCAUCCCUAUUAGUCAGAAUUCAAUCUUACCUUUAAAAGAAAUCAAUGUGGAUGGCAUACAAAAAAUCCCUCCACAAAUAAAUAAAACCAAGAAAACAAAAGAAAUUAAAAAUGGCAUUAGUGUUGUCAGUGAGAAUAGUGGGAAAGGUGUUGAUGUGGACAGUGAUGGUGUCACAAAAGAGACCAAUUGUCACAUCUCGAGUGAAGGGCUGAAGAACACGGCCGAGAACAAUGAUGCUCAGGACCAAGUGAACAGCCAGGGGGAACAAGGUGCUCUGCAGGUGCCAAGCAAGAAGAGAUAUGUGCCAAUAUUACCAAUGAUCCCGAUCCAGGUGACAUCUCAGGAACUUCCGACACCCACGACCACCGAGAUAACUACAACAACACCACAACGAAGCAGAAGAAGCCGUAAUGUGCCAAAUAAGAGACUAUGGCAGACACUUGAUUUGGUUGGGUGUAAAAGAAGAACUCCAACUUACUUCACUGGAAACCAACGUGAGAUUUUGGAAGCCCACUUUGACCAUGAUAACUUCCCAGAACCUGGAGAGCAAUUAGCAAUUUCCAUUCAACUUGGGGUUGAUUAUGCUGUUGUUAAAACCUGGUUCCAAAAUACUCGUAAAAAUUACAGAAAACAGCUGAGAGAAGAAGAUAAUUAUGAAGGUGAUGGACCUUACCACUGUCACAAGUGCAAUGUCUCGUACAUCACCAAAAAGACCCUCAGUGAGCACUACGAGAAGCACAAAAUUGAGACAAGUUAUCACUGUGGUGAAUGUAGAGUGUUUUUUAGUCAUGCAGCGGUGUUUAAUACCCAUCUGAUGAGACACAUGUCAAAAGCAGCUGAAAACAAAAAGAAGAAGUAUGGUGCUUGUACUCCCAUACGGAUAGCACCCAAUCGGAUGGAGACGUCUCAGACUUACGAGGGAGAUAACGAAAGUACCAGCGACUCCGAUUCACAGGACGAAGGGAAGGACGGAUCUCCUGAUAGUAAUGGCUUAGAACUGGUGGCCAGAUCAUGGGAGGACUCCAUGGAUGAUGUAUCUGAAGAUGUGGAUGAUUACCAUCCUAUAAUGGCCGUGGAGUGUAUCCUUGAUAACUCCUCAGAAGAAGACUACGAGACCGAAGCUGCUAGUGAGUCGCCCGUAAAGAAGGACGGCCACAAGUGCUCCUCAUGUGAAGAGAGUUUUGCCUCCUUGAUAGCAUUGAAGGAACAUUAUCCUCUCAAGUGCAUUCACACAAAAACUCUGAGAAAACCAGGCGAGUGGAGACGAAAAAAGUCUCUCCGAGGAAAACGAAAACAGAAAGUUGGGAAUGAAAUCCGAUGCUUUGAGUGUCAUUUAGUCUUCCCUGACCGAGUUUCAUUCUUGGAACAUUUCAAUUUAAGUAGAUGUAGUAUUGGGAGGCAGAGAAUUGAAUAUACUGAUAAAGAACAAGCAAUCUUACUUACCCACUAUGAAGAAAACAACUUUCCCAUGCCCUCAGGGAUGAGUUUGCUAGCCAGACGUCUGGGGGUACGUUACCGCCAGAUUAUGCAUUGGUUUCAAAAUCGUCGAAGUAAAGACAGAAAGCAACAGAAAGAAAGUAAAUAUCCUCCAGUGGAGUGUCAGAACUGCAAGGCUUCCUUCGUCACAGAUGCAAACUUGAAACGCCACCAGGAGGUUGUUCACGACCGAGCCAACAAGCCGGUGUUGGAGUUUCUGUGCCCGGACCCUGGCUGUGAUGCUGUCUUCAGCAACGGUGACCUUCUGGUGACACACAGACUGGUGCAUGAAGUUGAUAAUGGCACGGAUCAAAAUGAAGAUGAGGUAAGUGUUGGUCACAAACUACCAGAGAGUCCACACUGGAAGAACUUCACAGUGUUAGAGGCUCACUACAGUGAUAACAACUUCCCAGACCCCAUGGACAUUGGCUUCAUCGCCCGGCGGCUGGACGUCGACCCACUUCACAUCCAUUUAUGGUUUAAAGAGCGAAGAAGCCAGCACAUUCACAAGUUGGAAGAGAAUAAGCUUGAGGGAAGGGAAGAUGAAGCAGGUGUCACCUCCCAGAAGGCGGUGAGCAAACUGUGCUUCAUUUGUAAUGCUGCGUUCAUCAGUCAAACAGACCUGGACUGUCAUCGAGAGAUGCAUAAAUCUUCUUGGGCUCAGGUCUGUAGUGUGUGUGGGAAGCAGUACAGUAAUGUGAUUGCUCUUGAGACACACAUGAUUCGCCAUGGGAUUGAAGUGAAGCAUGAGAGUGAACAGAGCUCAGCGUCCAAACUAUUAAAGACUUCCAAUGCUCCUCUCUCUCUCACACAGACAAAGAUUCUUCACACCCACUACGAGCACAACAAUUUCCCGGGCCCUGCAGAGGCAUGGCUUGUGGCCAAACGUCUUGGUCUCAAACCAAAACGAGUCAAACAUUGGUUCCAGAACAAACGGGGAAAAGAUCGUCGAGCAAUAAAUAUAACCAAUCCAUACUCCUGCAUCUGUUCUCUCUGUGGAGCAGCGUUUGUUUGCGAGCUCUUCCUGGAAAACCACAAAAAGCUUCACAAAUCAAAUGAUACAUUCCCGUGUGAACAGUGUGGAGCGGUCUUUUACUCUGCAGUCUUAAGGGAAACUCACUUACUGAAUCACAAUCUUGUGUCAGAAUCCAAAGCAUUUUUCAAAGAUACCCCUGAUGGAGCAAGAAAUCUAUUGACAGAGGGUCAGGAAGAAAUGUUAGACAUUGUAGAAUUUGAAGAGUCUGAUGGAAGUGAACCUGAGCUUGAAAUUGAUGAUACAGAAACCAUAGAAGAAGAAGCUGACAAUAUUGAGAGAAAAGCAGACAGUCGUUUAGGUUAUGCAAAAGUUACACCAGAUGAACUUGAAAAUGCUGUGAAAAGCAUAACAGGGUUACUUGAAGCUGAUCAGAAGGACACAAAAAAUGGUCUCAAGGAGACUACCGAUACUGAAGAUGAGGAAGACGAUGCUUCCUGUAAAAGUGAUAUGGAAGUAAGCAGAUACCUUGCAGAAGAAAUAUCUGAGAGUCACUCUGCCAUAGCAGAAGAAAAGACAUCGCAAGUGCCAGAAAAGAAAAUUAUACGUGAAGAAGUGUUCUUUGAUGACAAUACAGAUAGUGAUGAUGAUGAUGACGAUGAGCCAAGAUUGAAGAUCGUCAGUGCGUAUACCAUUUCUCCCGAUACUGAGGAUCUGGAGUUAGAAGAAUCAUCAUAGAUGAUAAAAAUGUGCAUCGUGUUAGUUGGUGAAACUCACUUCAGAGCUUUGUGGCAAUAAAGCAUUUAAAGGAUAGCUAUUGUAUACGUUUUUGGAUAUAUGCUUAACUGACUGCUGAAAGGUCAUAUGUCUGAAUCUUUUACCACUAAAUCAAAUACUGUCCAUUAUUUAUAGAAAUUUUAAACCAAGCAUUAUUAUCCAUGUUGUAAAAGAUUACAGAAAAAGCAUCGGUGUAAAAGGUGGCUUCUAAACCUUUGAUUUAAGGUACCGUAAUUAUUUAUUUUUAUGGAAUCAUUGUUUUAAGAUUACCAUGGAUGGAAAGUAUGUCGAAGAUAUAAUAAAAUGGCCAACAGCUAAAGAAUAAAUUAGCAGGAACAUUGAAAAUAAGACAGUUAAUAUAUGUUACAUUGAGAGCCUUUUAUGAAUACUGUACUGAAAUUGCCUUGUGUGGUGAUGCAGCUGCCUUUGAUAUGCUCACUAGAAAUCCAAACUGACCCCACAUUUGGCCGCUGCUGCCGGAAAAAUUUUGCUCAGGGCUUGCGACUCACCAGCCAUACACUGUAAGUACUAUCAGCUGUAUAGCAUGUUUAUUCUGUCUGCUUAUUUAUUUGGCAGCAGAUUAGUGUAUGAAAAUAUUGAAGCUGCUAUACAGUGCUUUUAAUAAUAUCACGUCAAAUUUUAAAACUGGCUCCUAGAUAUUUCUGACAUGGCUCAAUACUUAAAAUUUAAUGUGAUACGACAGGUGAACAAUAAAUUCUCAAAAGUUUGCACUCUUGUUAGUGAUAUGUUAGAAAGUUUAUGUUGCUCAAAAGUAGGGUGUUCAAAAUAUAAUUUUACAGUUGAAUUUUCUUAUCUGAUCACUGAUAUGGUAUACAAGAUUUAGUGACUAUCAACCAGUCAACUUAACUUUUCAGCAGUUAUCUUUGUUAUUCCUAACUGGAAAAUUAAAUUCUAUUUCAGUGGAGAUUAAUAUUUUGAACACACACAUGUAGUCUUCAACCAAUAAAUGUAUAGUUGAGAGGAAACCCUGUUGUUCAAGACCUCGUUAUGACCAAGUGUUUGGAUAUUGGUUGUUUCAUAUAUGUACUGUACAGUCACAGCUCACUUGUCUCAUCUUCAGUUUUUCUUCCAGAUUUCAAAGGGUUAUACAUUAAAUCUUUACCUCCUGCCUGAGAUAAGAGAAGGCAUCAAGUUAUGGUAUAGUCUGAAGUACAAUUCUGACACAUUUUGGCCUCCAUCUCUGAGUUUUAGUGGGUCAGUCGGAUGCAUUCUCUUAUCACCAGUUAGGGGGAAAUUUAACAUAUGCUGUAUAUGUCUUUGAAAAUUGGAGCCUUGUCUGUCAACUUUAUUCCGUAGCCAAAUGAAUGAGCUGAAAGAAGUGCUCUGAGGUUCACAAAAACCACAAAAAAUUCAGUAAUCAACUCAAUCUUUAUUCCUCUUGGAUUGAUUUAAUAAUGUUUAAUGUCAUCCACGUUUAGAUAACUUUUACAUCCAUUCAUCAUCUGGCUUGACUCAGCACAGACUGGCAUUAUCAGAAUUACUUAGUACUUUUUUUUUACUGUUCUUAUGAAAUUGAAGCAUUCUUGUUCAUUUAUAUAAUAUCUUGACUCUUCUCCCUUUUGACUCUUCUCCCACUCUUGUGUGGGAUUUCAUGAAGGGUACAGAGACUUAAAAGGGGGGAUGAAAAACUGUGGAGAAAGUGGUGCAGGACAUGUGUAGAGUGUGACAUAUUGUAUCCAGAGUCCCAGCUAUAACCAUACAAAGCUUUUACUGCAGUACCUUUUGUAGGUCACACAAGAUAUAUUUGUAUGCCUGUCCCAUCUAGUACUGAUACUCCAUCCCUAGCAGACUAAUGUGACCAAGGUGCACUAAGCUUACUAAGUAAUUUGCAGCCUCAUCAAUGGAUGUUCUUUUUGAUAAUGAAAGGAUCCAUUACCUUAUCCUCUCCUGCUCUUUGUGUCACAACAUAUGACCCCAGAGCCUUACACAUAGAGACAAGUACAGUGCAUGUAAAUCAUGUAAUAUGGAUAAGUGAGCUGUGACUAAUAUUUUGUAUAGCAAGCUUGUUGGUACUACUGUGUAAGAGCUUUUUCUACAUAUUCCAGAAAUUUUAAUAGACAUUUUGGACAAACUGAAUGACGAAAAUAUUUUUAUGAAUGAAAAAUACAAAGCUUGGGAAUAAUGAGGUUAUUAAUUGGUCAUGUUGUUGUUGACCUUGUUGAUGUGAGUCACUGCUGUAGGUUACAAACAUCGUCCCAACAGACAAAUACUGUUAAUGUCUGCCAUUUUGAUUGAUGAUUGUAAAGGGUAAAAGGAAACCAUAUUUUAAUGUGAAAAAGAGUCGAUCCUUCGUAGGUAUUUAGCAUAUUUUGAGAGUGGUAGUAUGCAGACUGCUGUAUUGAUCUCUUUGUUAUAAUACUAAUAGUUUUGUGCCAGGCAAAAAUGUGAUUGUAAAGCUUUAUUUAAUUAUGAUUUAUAAGGCUUUAUUUAAGUGGAUGUGCCAUAAAUCAUUAUUCUUUUUUUGUUGUUUAUACUUUUGUAAAGGCUAGUGUCUCUGGCAUUCUACUUCCCACCAUAUUGAUAAUAUUUGUGUAAGUUGACUUUUUUAAUGUGUUUAUGAAAGUUUGUAGAUACUUUAAUUUGAAAUGUUUAUUGGGAAAUUUUACGUAUUACAGGUGUACAAUAUUUGAAACUUCUUCAAUGUUUUUUGUUUUCUGCUUGAGUCGUAGAAAUCGGUUUAUAAAUUUAGUUAUAUUUUGUCUAUUGUUCCUCCAUGUUUAUUUACUGCAAACAAAAAAAGGGCUUCAUUUUCCAUUCACCUGGGUGUUACUGUAGCCUGGCAUCUCAGUUUUACAUGUCAAGAAUUUUUUUAUAAUAGUUUCCUUAGCACCGUCGGCACUUGUAAUGACAAAGAAUUUUUAAUUCGAAAAUGGAAUUGUCCAUUCUGCUCCUUUUGAAAUAUGGAGUAAGAGCAGUAUAUUUUUAAGCAGAUCUUAUGUUCAUUGAUUUAAGAAUUUUAAUUUGGACCAACCAACUGUGCUAAGGACAAGUAAUUUAUUUCUAUGGAAGGAUACCUUACAAAGGAGAAAAUGGAAUGAGCUUAGUAGAAUUAAGUUAGCUUUGAAGCAUCUCCUCUCUCACUUACUCUCUCUUUCUUUGUUGGAUAAUUGUGUAUUUAUUGAUAGUUUGCUGAGGAAGGUGAAGAGUUUAGAGUUAGUAUUCUGUACUGUGCUAAAUUGCUUGUUGAUUGAUGCUCUGUGACAUUUGUUAAAGCAAGUCUUUAUUCCAAUACUGUACAGUUAUAGUGUUUGUAUUUGUCACUCAGAGUGUUGUUCUCAUGCAUUGCUCACAAGUAGGGUUUCUUCUUUCCAGGCAUUAUCACUGUCUUGGUUUUCCGGAACAAAUUCUGUCAUUAACUCGUGAUCCUGGGAUUUUCCAGUUUAUUUAUGUACAUAUAGGGUAUAUAUGAACAAGCAAAGAUAAAUCUUAGUAUGCGAUGUUACCAAGCUAUACUACACAGGUAUGAAAUUAAAACAUUUGCGGGAGAAAUGUAACGAUGGGAAUAUGAAAUAACAGCUAUGUUCUUAGAAUAACAAUUUUAUUGAAAAGGAAAGGGUAUAAUGAGACACUGAACAGUACAUAAUUAUUUGGGGGGGAACAAAGUGCAAAAUCAUAUUCCACGUAUUUUACUCUAGGAAAGUUGCUUUUCUCAUACAAAAAGUGAUAAUAGUAACAAAGAAUGUUUACAUAGAGAUACUAGUGGGAAAGUGGGAAGAUACGAGUAUAUAUAUAUAUAUACCUGUAUAGUAUAAUAUACAGUGGAGUCUGCAUUUACGCGGUCAAUUGAACCCAUGGAGGCCCGCGUAAAAUGAGAAACGCGUAAAUGAAAUAACAUAACA